Aspergillus caelatus is the source of this 1877-nucleotide messenger RNA. Its product is annotated as sterol desaturase family protein. The transcript is spliced from 2 exons. Gene Ontology annotation, molecular function: iron ion binding; oxidoreductase activity. The record is from RefSeq and is a predicted model, not a curated record. Bases 320 to 1378 code for a protein of 352 amino acids. Gene Ontology annotation, biological process: lipid biosynthetic process. Lineage: Eukaryota; Fungi; Ascomycota; Eurotiomycetes; Eurotiales; Aspergillaceae.
CGAAAGGUACAAAAAAGAAAACGGGGAACGGCUGCAAGUGUUCCGCCUGGUGUGAUGCCGAGCUUGAUCCUUAUAGGCUAUUUUCCUUUUGUUCAUUCCCAUCCAUGCUUCACAUCAAUUUCCUCUUCUCUCCACUUUACUUAAUUUCCAACCUAUCCCUAAAAUCCACCCUUCUGAUUUCCCCGACUUGACUCUCCUCUCUUCCACCUUCUCAUUCCCUUUCCAACUCUUUACAACAAUUGGGACGCAUUGGCAGUUAGUAAUCGUUUUCUCGACGGACCCGAAUUACACCACGUUUCAGCUUGGUUCUCAAGGGAUCAUGGAUAUCGCUCUUGAAAUCUGGGACACCUUCAUUGGUGACCGCUUAUAUGCCGCUCUUCUUCCCAUCUCCCUUUCGUCCUCAGUCUCGUUUCCUGGCUUCAAUCAUGCGGUCAACAGCACCCUGUCCUUCUUCGGCGCAUCCCAGCCCUUCAUCUAUGAACCGGCCACACACCUGAUCUAUUUGGAACCGUCGAAGUACGCGUACAUGAGUGCUUGGCCCAGGAACAACAUCUAUCGCCAAUUCCUAAGUUUCUUCUUGAUUGUCUGGAUAUUCGGCCUUAUCACCUAUUUCAUAUCCGCAACACUGUCUUAUAUUUUUAUCUGGGACAAGACUACCGUCAAACACCCGAAGUUCCUCAAAAACCAAAUUCCCAUGGAGAUUGCACAGACCAUGGGAUCAAUGCCCAUCAUGUCUCUUCUGACUGCCCCCUUUUUGGUCGCCGAGGUCCGGGGUUAUGCGAAGUUGUAUGAUGGUUUCUCCGACGAGCCUUUCCCGUACUAUAGCAUCAUACAGUUCCCGUUGUUCAUUGCAUUCACCGAUUUCUGCAUUUACUGGAUCCACCGGGGCCUACACCAUCCGUUGAUCUAUAAGUCUCUACAUAAGCCGCACCACAAGUGGAUUAUGCCCAGCCCCUUCGCCUCACAUGCCUUCCAUCCGCUGGAUGGAUGGUCUCAGAGUGUCCCAUACCACGUAUUUCCGUUCAUCUUCCCGCUCCAGAAGGUCGCCUACGUUUUUCUCUUCGGUUUUAUCAACCUCUGGACCGUAUUGAUCCAUGACGGUGAAUAUGUUGCCAACAGUCCGGUCAUCAAUGGGGCGGCCUGUCAUACAAUGCACCAUCUUUACUUCAACUAUAAUUAUGGGCAAUUUACCACCCUAUGGGAUCGAUUGGGAGGAAGUUACCGAAAACCAAACGAGGAACUUUUCCGUCGUGAGACAAAGAUGGACAAGGAGGAAUGGAAGAAACAGACCAAAGAGAUGGAAUCUAUUCUCAAGGACGUCGAGGGAGACGAUGAUCGCAAUUACCUAGUGGAAGAUGAGUCCAAGAAGGAUCUGUGAUUAACACUAUAGGGCCUACCAUGUCACUUCCUGUCUCCCUUUUAUUCAAACCUUCUUGGAACUACUGUUGACUGGCUUAGACGGCUGUUGCGAAUGAUAUAGGUUGUCAAACCGCUCCCUGGGAGCGGACAAGUUCUUUCUGGACCCCGCUGGAUUCAGAGGAGAGAGCCACAACCGUCUUUUGGAUGGCGCUAACAAUACCCUCACUUGGAUCUUUUGCUUCUGACAGUGAGUGUUACGAUAUUUAUGUUUUCCUAAUUUGUCCUGUGGGCACGUGUCUGCCAUCAGGUCUCUUCCCUAGCCACACUGUUUAAUACUGUUUCUAGUAUAUUAAUUAUUGCAUACCUGUUUUUGUAUUUAUAAUCAGUCACUGACACAUCGUGAUAUGGACCAUUGUCAAUGGUGAAAAUCACUGCAACCCCCCCCCCGGUGUUUAUGGUUUCGUUGUACAUAUAUUUCAAUCAUAACCAAAAGCAGGAAUGAAAGUCAUUAUAGAGCA